Messenger RNA from Periophthalmus magnuspinnatus, 2235 nucleotides. Its product is annotated as tyrosine-protein kinase CSK-like. The record is from RefSeq and is a predicted model, not a curated record. Gene Ontology annotation, molecular function: protein tyrosine kinase activity; ATP binding; protein binding. The coding region runs from base 454 to 1806 and encodes 450 amino acids. The transcript is spliced from 13 exons. NCBI's taxonomy places the organism in Eukaryota, Metazoa, Chordata, Actinopteri, Gobiiformes, Gobiidae. Gene Ontology annotation, biological process: adherens junction organization; protein phosphorylation; regulation of Fc receptor mediated stimulatory signaling pathway.
AAGGUGGGGCGAAAAGUUGAAUGUUUCUGUCGGCGAAAGCGUUUAGAAGUGGGACAAGAAUGAAGUUACUCUGAACAAGUGAACGUGAACUGAAACGACGGGCUACAGUUCGCUUUCUGCACCGGUUUAUCUUAAUUAAGGAGAUUAACUUUUUGCAAUAUUAUAUUUGAUGUAAUUUGUUUGCACAAUCUUUUACAUUGGCCGUGAAGUUGGACUCAUUGAGCGCAUCUGGACUGCGGCAGUUGCGUCACUGGAGAUAUUUUACUUCCUUGACAUAGAACUUUAUGAUCGUGACUCGUCCGCUGUCGUGACUAGCAGAAUGUCUCUCAAAUGAGUCUCAAGCCACCGCUAAUUAACUUGACCUCAACACGACUCUGUGAAUAGGUAUGAGCGGUUGUUCGCUCUGAUGGUGACAGUCAAAUAGCAUCAGUGAGAGGGUCCCACUUCCUCAGUAUGGCCGAGGUCCAGGCUCCAUGGCCACCAGGCACUGAGUGUGUGGCCAGAUAUACCUUUAAAGGCACUUCAGAACAGGACCUGCCCUUCAACAGAGGCGAUGUGCUGACUAUUAUAGUGGUUACAAAGGACCCAAACUGGUAUAAAGCUAAAAAUGCGGCUGGCCGGGAAGGAACCAUUCCAGCAAAUUAUGUUCAGAAAAGAGAAGGAGUGAGAUCGGGGUGCAAACUCAGUCUCAUGCCAUGGUUUCAUGGGAAAAUAACUCGAGACCAGGCUGAGAGGCUGCUUCACCCACCAGAGACGGGCCUCUUUUUGGUACGAGAGAGCACCAACUUCCCUGGGGACUACACCCUGUGUGUGAGCUGCGACGGCAAAGUGGAGCACUACCGCAUCAUCUACAAAAAUGGCAAACUAACUAUAGAUGAAGAGGGCUUCUUUGAAAACCUCAUGCAGCUGGUAGAGCACUACACCAAAGACGAAGAUGGCCUGUGCACAAGACUAAUCAAGCCAAAGGUUGAGGAAGGGGCAGUGGCGGCUCAAGAUGAAUUCUCAAGAAGUGGUUGGUCACUAAACAGAAGAGACCUUGCGCUACAGUCUGCUAUUGGAAAAGGAGAGUUUGGAGAUGUCAUGAUGGGAGACUACAGAGGAACUAAAGUUGCUGUAAAAUGCAUCAAAAACGAUGCAACAGCCCAAGCAUUUAUCGCAGAAGCCUCAGUCAUGACGCAACUACGACAUGAAAACCUGGUGCAGCUGUUGGGAGUGAUUGUAGAAGAAAAUGGCAGUCUGUUUAUUGUAACUGAGUUUAUGGCCAAGGGCUGUCUAGUUGAUUACUUGCGCUCCAGAGGUCGGACGGUGCUCGGUGGUGAUGCUCUCCUUCAUUUUGCACUAAAUGUCUGUGAGGCCAUGGCUUACCUAGAGGCCAACAACUUUGUCCAUCGGGACCUAGCAGCACGUAAUGUACUAGUAUCAGAUGACAAUAUUGCCAAAGUCAGCGAUUUUGGUCUGACUAAAGAGGCCUCGUCUACUCAGGACACUGCUAAACUACCCAUCAAGUGGACUGCUCCUGAAGCUCUCAGAGAAAAGAAAUUUUCCACUAAGUCGGAUGUUUGGAGCUUUGGCAUUUUGCUUUGGGAGAUAUAUUCUUUUGGCCGCGUACCCUACCCAAGAAUUCCAUUAAAGGAUGUAGUACCUCGAGUUGAAAAGGGAUACAAAAUGGACUGUCCGGAUGGCUGUCCUGAAAUGGUUUAUAAUGUAAUGAAACAGUGCUGGAACCUGGAUCCUGAUCUGCGACCAACCUUUAAGAAGUUAAAGGAGUGGCUUCAACAUGUAAUAAGAGAGACUGGGAAAAACUAAUGAAAAUGUGACAUUCCAUUUUAUUUUUACAUUUUGUAUUUUUUUAUACUAUUGUAUUUUUUUAGAUUGCAGACGAUUGUUUUCAUUAUCUGACCUCUCCAUUGGCUUGACGUUAUCAGAAAUUAUUAACAUGUCUCUCUUUGCUCUGUUUUCAAGAGUAAUAUGAUUUUCACUGUUCAGAUAUGUUGCAUAAAUUUGAUCUAAUUUGUUACAAGAGAAAUCUUUUUGUAAACAGAUUAAGGUACAUUUCCAUGUUGUAUAUUCCAUUAAUUAUUAAUUCACUUUAUUGCCAGAUGCAGCAGAAUUUAAAUAACUCGGCCUACUCCCAAACAGGAAAAGUUUGGUUUUUACUACUGAUGUAACUUUUUUUUUCUUUGAAAAUAAAUAAUAGCUAUUUUUAUAGCUUAAUUUAUGUUUAUGGAAAAUGUC